Messenger RNA from Tuber melanosporum (Perigord truffle), 1326 nucleotides. RefSeq lists its product as uncharacterized. Lineage: Eukaryota; Fungi; Ascomycota; Pezizomycetes; Pezizales; Tuberaceae. Gene Ontology annotation, biological process: inositol phosphate biosynthetic process. Gene Ontology annotation, cellular component: nucleus. Bases 1 to 1326 code for a protein of 441 amino acids. The record is from RefSeq and is a predicted model, not a curated record. The transcript has 2 exons. Gene Ontology annotation, molecular function: ATP binding; inositol-1,3,4,5,6-pentakisphosphate 2-kinase activity.
AUGGAACAUUCGCUUAUUCCGCCCCCGCUAGAGGGAUACGUCCUUGACGAUGCCGAGGAGUGGGAGUACUUUGGAGAGGGAGCCGCAAACGUGCUCUACCGAUACAUUGGAGCUGAUCCGUUCUUCGGCCCCUAUCUCCUCCGUCUACGAAAACGCCUUCCUGGUGCCCCCACAACUCAGCAAUUAUAUGCGGACCUGCACUCCCGCUGGGGCCCACUGCUGGAUAACUGCCUUUUAAAGACCGAGAUUGUCAAACUGGGUAUUAACAUAAUCCCCGACCUGAACAGCAUGUUUGCCAUGGGCGACGGGGAGGAGGCAACAGACUGGUCCGGCCGUCCGAUCAAGCCGCCGAAGCAACGGCGAUUGCUGGACGAUACUGAGUCGUGGGGGUUGAUCGUGGAGGACAUGAGUUGCGGGAACUACCUGUACAACGAGAUGGAGACGCAACUGGAUUCUAUGCAGGAGGGUGAGGAGAUAGAUGACGGGCGGGACGAGGGAAGCGAUGAGUGGAAGGACAUGGCUAUGAUUGAGUUUAAGCCGAAAUGGCUCGCGCAGUCACCAAAUGCUCCGGCGAAUUGGCUGCUCUGUCGGACGUGCGCUGUGAGACUUAUGCAGUCUGCCAAGAGACAGACUAAUGAUUUAUUGUGCGUACCAGGGGAAGAGGGCCACGAUUUGGAAGAGGAAGCGCUGGACUUUUGUCCACUAGAUUUAUCCUCCGGCGACCCGACACGCAUCGAGAAAGCCACUUUCGCAAUUCUUAACAUGGAGAACUCAGUCAUGAUAGCUGAUCCCACGCCCACAUCGGACGACGAGGGCGACAGCGACACUCCAACUCCACCAACCCUAAACCAGAGACUCGCAAAGUGCCUAGAAAACUCCCUCGUCACGCUAUUGACAAACUUCUUCAGAACAUCCCCAAUCAUCCCCCUCCUCACAGCGUUACAAUCCCGCUUCGGCUCCCGCGGCGUGUUCACGUCCGCCACACUAGCCCUAAUGGGCGAGAAAGACGUCCUCCCGUCGGAAGACGAGAUCCGCAGAACUUGCCUGGCCACUGGUGAGAAGUAUGAACCGGCCGUCUCAGAUGAAGACGACAUCUGGACCGCGAUGACGCUCCGCGACUGCAGUCUAUUCUUGAAAGUGUGGGUGCGCAAGCGUCGGGGAAGAGGCAUGGAAGCCAAGAUCGACGCCAAAGUGGGCGAUUUGGAUGUGAAAGGUGGGGAGGGUGGACGGGCGGUAUACUGGCGGGAUGUAGAGAGACGGUUGAGAAUGGGAGGGUGGUAUAGUGGGAAGGGGGGCACGAGGAAUUGUAGGACUGGGCAGGAGUAG